Molecule: messenger RNA, 1441 nt
Organism: Oncorhynchus mykiss (rainbow trout)
Lineage: Eukaryota; Metazoa; Chordata; Actinopteri; Salmoniformes; Salmonidae
Source: RefSeq, a predicted model, not a curated record
GCCCUCCUCCAGGGUAGGAAAACAUUACGGACGGUGAGUGUGGACCGUGUCAGGAAAAAUAGCUUCUUGGAUUUUUUUUUUUACUCCAGGGUUGGAAUACUUUUUUUGUGGUGUGGGGUCUACAUGGUUUGUUACAAGCACAAAUCCAUGUAUCUGUCGUCUUGGAAUUGAGUUGUAGUAAUCUUCACGGAGCUUGUCUUCUCACCUGGGAGGACGCCGAGUCCCGUCAGCUGGCGGUCGGGAUAACUAUUUCCGCCGUGUUGUUCGUGGUAUGACGGCUAGCUGAUAGCUGGGACCGCUGCAAUGCUAGGUGGUAAUGAGCCAGAUCGCUUUUUUAGCUGAAACAGUUUAAGUGGAUAUUAAAAGGUUGUUCGAGACAAAGGAUAAGGAAUACCUGGCUUUUGCAUUAUUCUGGAACGGUAAUCUUCACUACAUUUACCAGCAUGCACAGCGGCAGAUGUGACAGCCACCGAGGCAGAGAUUCCACAAGCCUUCAAUGUGUUUUUUUCUGGAUGUUUUUGACGGCAUGUCUCCUCCACCGCGAGAGAAACCGCUGACUUUUGGAUUGUCCCCCAUUUUCUAUUUUUCUGAUCAAAUAUUAACUAUGUGUGUCGACGCAGCAGCUUGGAUUUGUUUGGAUACAUUUAACACUUUGAAGUGAGUCGGACGGGAAAAUCGACAGAAAGGAAGCACCAGUUAAAAACAUAAAGGGUCCUUUUCCCCCCUAAAGAAAUAUCAUGGCAUCUGUGUGGAAAAGAUUACAACGUGUGGGGAAACACGCGUCCAAGUUUCAGUUCGUGGCUUCCUAUCAGGAGUUGAUGGUGGAAUCCACGAAGAAAUGGCAACCAGACAAGCUGGUAGUGGUGUGGACUCGCAGGAGCCGACGGAAAUCCUCCAAGGCUCACAGCUGGCAGCCAGGCAUCAAGAACCCCUACCGAGGAGUGGUGGUGUGGCCUGUACCGGAAAACGUAGAAAUAUCUGUCACACUCUUCAAGGACCCCCACGCAGAGGAGUUUGAAGACAAGGAGUGGACGUUUGUCAUAGAAAAUGAGUCUCCUUCAGGUCGUAGAAAGGCUCUGGCCAGCAGCAGCAUCAACAUGAAGCAGUAUGCCAGCCCCAUGCCCACACAGACUGACGUCAAGCUCAAGUUCAAGCCCCUCUCCAAGAAGGUGGUGUCUGCCACGCUACAGUUCUCCCUCUCCUGCAUCUUCCUCCGUGAGGGCAAGGCCACGUAAGUCCACACACACACCACACACACACACCACACACACACACACGGCAAAGCCACGUAAAUAUGCUCCCUUCACAAAGUCAACCGCCCCACCCCAAAUCUAGCCCCCUAAACAUCUCUCCUCCUUGAACUCGUCUUUUACUACUCUGGUCUUCUUCUCUUUCUUCCAUAUCAGUUCCUAUCUCCGUUUCUUUCCCUUGUCUGUCUUCC